AUGUCUGCAGUGGCAGAAUUCCUCCAUCUGCCCACGACGGUAGUACGUCGGGCACCCCGCCUCAGUGCGGGCAUCUCUCAACUCACAAAUCGACCCGCCAUGCCAGGAAAGCUGGCAGCCAUUUCCCAUGGCAAGCUACAACGCGAAGCUGCAUCUCAAACCCCCGACCUUCGCCGCUGCCUAGGCCACCACAACAUUCUCAUCCGUUGCGUGAAAGCAGCCCAAGAAGACAAUGCCCGAGUUAUGAAAGAAACCUAUGAAGAUGAUCCAGAUCUGGCGCCCACGAGCGGAGAGUCAGAAUUUCCGCCCAUCCGGACGCAGAUCACCAACGCUGUCAAGACUAUGGUGCGAAACCGGCGCACUACCACAGCAGACAAAUCCUCAGAUAACGGACUGUAUCAAAAUUACACCAUUCUGCUACGAUGGCACUUGCAUGAUGAAGCACAUCCACUGAGAGUUGGAGAGAUAUCCGGAUCUACACAUCCCAACUCUAAUCCUUCUAGCCGAACUGAUAUCGACAUAUGCACAUCAUUUUUCUUCAUGUGCAGAACAAUGGUGCUGAUCAGAAUUUAG
Aspergillus niger is the source of this 573-nucleotide messenger RNA. RefSeq lists its product as uncharacterized. Bases 1 to 573 code for a protein of 190 amino acids. The transcript is spliced from 2 exons. NCBI's taxonomy places the organism in Eukaryota, Fungi, Ascomycota, Eurotiomycetes, Eurotiales, Aspergillaceae. The record is from RefSeq and is a predicted model, not a curated record.